UGAGGAGUGUUCGUGGAGUUUGCUCCAGGAAGAAUGAGCUUCCCAGCAAAGGUUCUCGCAGGGAGCUACUUUGCCAGCCAUUUCAUCAUGGGAGGUGAGAAGUUCGACUCCACGCACCCAGAGGGAUACCUCUUUGGAGAGAACAGCGACUUGAACUUCCUGGGAAACAGACCUGUGGUGUUUCCUUAUGCUGCCCCACCCCCCCAGGAGCCAGUGAAGACACUCAGGAGUUUAAUCAACAUCCGAAAGGACACUCUGCGCCUAGUCAAGUGUGCAGAGGAAGUGAAGACCCCUGGAGAGGAAGUCAGCAAAGCCAAGGUCCACUACAAUGUGGAGUUCACCUUUGACACCGACGCCCGGGUGGCAAUCACCAUUUAUUACCAAGCCACUGAAGAAUUCCAGAAUGGAGUAGCCAGCUACCUCCCCAAAGACACCAGCCUGCAGUCAGAGACGGUCCAUUACAAACGAGGGGUGUGUCAGCAGUUCUGCGUCCCCUCCCACACCGUCGAUCCGUCUGAGUGGGCAGAAGAGGAGCUGGGCUUUGACCUGGACCGAGAGGUGUAUCCCAUGGUGGUGCAUGCAGUCGUGGACGAGGGAGAUGAGCACCUCGGCCAUUGCCACGUCCUGCUGGCCACUUUCGAGAAGCAUGCAGAUGGUAGCUUUUGUGUGAAGCCUCUCAAGCAGAAACAAGUGGUGGAUGGAGUCAGCUACCUCCUUCAGGAGAUCUACGGGAUCGAGAACAAAUACAACACGCAGGACUCCAAGGUAAGGGGGUGUCCCCGGGGCGGAGGGCUGCAGAACCUGCGGGUGGGAGCAUUCCGAGCCUUGCUUCAGAUCCGAGCAAUGAGGAAAAAACUUGGUCCUCUCUCUCCAGCCAACUUCAGCCCAAUCAUUGGGUCCCAAACGUCCGAUUCUGAGGAGCACUCGUCUUCUGAGAACAUCCCUCCUGGCUACGAGGUGGUGUCUCUGCUGGAAGCUCUCAAUGGGCCUCUCACUCCAUCCCCGGCCGCCCUUCCGCUGCACGGGCUUGGGGACAGCCGUGGGGCCGGGAUGCUGCCGUCGUAUGGCAGCGACAGCCACCUGCCUCCCAUCAGGACACUCUCUCCCCUUGACCGCUUGUCGGACUGCAGCAGCCAAGGGCUCAAACUCAAGAAGAGCCUGUCACAGUCAGUGUCCCAGACCUCCUCUGUCCUGCAUGAAGAAGAGGAGAAGUCCUGCAGCGAAUCAGAAAUCAGGAUUGCCAGGAGGAAGUCUCCUCGUCAGCAGGAGGAGGAAUGUGGCGUGACCCCAGAGAGUGAAAACCUCACCUUGUCCUCCUCGGGAGCAAUCGAUCAGUCGUCAUGCACAGGAACCCCUCUCUCCUCCACCAUCUCCUCCCCAGAAGAUCCUGGCAGCAGCAGCCUGGCCCAGUCCAUCAUGUCCAUGGCCUCCUCCCAAAGUCAGCACUCCCAGAUCAGCACAGACACUGUGUCCUCCAUGUCUGGCUCCUACGUCGCUCCGGGCACCGAGGAGGAGGGGGACAUGCUCCCAUCCCCUGCAGCUGCCAGCGGGAUUCCUUCAGAAGGAGAGUCAACCCCUGUGGAAUCUCCGGAUACGAAUUUUGUCAGUAUCCCUGCAGAGGAGCAAGAUGCGGAGGGGAACGACGUUCUGGAUGAAGAGGCCGGAUCUCCCACCCAGGAAGACGGCCAGAGGACAGGUGCUUUCCUAGGUAUGGAGUGUGACAAUAACAAUGACAUUGACAUCGUGAGCGUGAAAGCGCUGGACAAUAAGCUGUGCUCUGAAGCCUGCUUCCCUGGCAUCCAGGGGUCAGAUGACAAUGCCCUGACCCGCAGGCGAGCCCAGAGGCACCAUCUGUCUUCCAGCAGCAUCAGCCUGGAAGACAAGGAAGAUAUGCAGGGCGUGAUGGGCCCGCUGGCUGUCUGAAGAGACUCCACCCCCCAGGACUGCAUGCUCAUUCCAGCCUCACACAGAGUAGAGGGCAAAGCCCCCCACCCAUCACUUCCCUGACACUAAAGAAACACAGAGCACCAGCUCUGUGGGCAUUAACACUCAAAUCCAGCAGAUGUAGCGACACUGAUUUUUACAGAAUGUAGCCUGGACCUCUCAUUGCUCCUCUGGGCAGACCCCUUCUCGCUAUUUAUGCUAAGGCAAACUGAGCUCGCCGUGGUAACAGCAGAAGGGGUUUUGUUUGAAUGAAGGCCGUAUGACUCCUCAGUUCUGAGCCUUUCCAGUCUUCUCCUGGCAUGUGUCCACCUUCUGUAGCUAAGGGAUUGUCGGUCCUCUCCCUACCCAUUCCUGUCUCCUUCAGCGUGGUGACCGGGGAGGAAAGAGCUGAUGUUUUACACCCUUCCUCCAUGCCUGCCUCUUCUCUCCAGUCUCUGCUGAUGGUUUAAGCCUCCACCUUCUUAGCUGGGCCCAAGGGAGCACUGAAAGGUCUGCCUGCUUGCCCCUGCAAGAGAUGUUCCAGGGCGGGUGGUCUGCAUGACACGGGGGGCCUCCACCUUGAGGGGCGAGGGAGGGGGAUGAGUGUUAGUCUCUGGGUUAGAGAGGUGGCUGCCAUCUGCACUUGGCAGCUGGUUAAGAGAAGAGCAUGAUUGGGAGCAAGCCAUGGGCAGGCUCUCCCUCCCCUGUCCAUCUGCACUCACUAUUAGCUCACCUCCAUCUACCUCACAAGUGUCUCCACCUCGCGCUCUCAGCUGCAUGUGCCCCGCAGGUGUCCGUUCCCCAAGAGGUGAAGCUAAACCCUGAUCUCAUUAAAGUCAAUGGGAACAUGGCUCUGGCCUUCCGGGGGACCAGGAUUCAGCUGCUAGUGUUCAUGGUGAGCCUCCAAGGAGCAGGCAUGCUGACAGAUGAAGGCUGGCAUACCUGAAUAGGUACACUUCAGUGUGCAAAAGACUGUGCAUAUGAGGGUUAUGUGCAUGCACCCUGAAGCACGUAUGUGCACGCGGUUG
This is a messenger RNA of Pelodiscus sinensis (Chinese soft-shelled turtle), 2951 nucleotides long. The record is from RefSeq and is a predicted model, not a curated record. NCBI's taxonomy places the organism in Eukaryota, Metazoa, Chordata, Testudines, Trionychidae.